UUAUUUCACCACGACAUCGGAAAAAGUACUUCCGGGUUGUAUAGCUUCCGUGUUUGCUAUCGAGUGGCUAAUGCGAGCGAGCUGCCUUUUGGCAACGUCGUUAAUGCACCCAAGAUGAAGUCGAACUCUUUUCCAUGCCGAGUUUGAUACGGCCAGCAGAGUCCACGAUGUCAUUACCAGAGGAGUCGGCGGCUCGCAGAAAAGACCGUGAGAGGGGAGCGCGGCCGAAGGUGCGGCUGAGUCGUUCAGAGGAAAGACGAGGCACUGGCGGUGGGCAGAAAGGUGGCAAGAGGAAAGGCUUUCCCACACACGAGCUGGCUGCCGAACGGCCUGUCAGCGACAGUUUUGAGUAUGGGGAUUUUUUAAAAGACCUGGAGAGGAGGGAUCAGGCCGGUGCCAGCUCCUCAACCUCCCAGAGAGUAGUCUGCCGACGUCACGGUAAGGAAACCUCAUUAGUGUCAGAAGAGCAGAUGAGCAGUCCAGCAGCGGCAGCAGUUCACUCUUGCGCAGAGUCGACACCCACUGAAGGCGGCGGCAGCAGCAGUCGGACGCUCCGGCAAAAAAUUCAAGAUGCAAUGGGUCAGUGUUUCCCCAUGAAGACGCACAGCGCAGCAAGCACGCCGCCGCUCCCACAUGCCUUAUCCCUGUCAGCAGGGUGCAGCUCCUCCAGGCGCAAGAUCCACUUAAGCGAGCUGAUGCUGGACAACUGCCCCUUCCCGGCCGGGUCGGAGCUGGCUCAGAAGUGGCACCUCAUAAAGCAGCACACGGCACUCGACCCCGCCGUGGCGCUCAACACAUUCCCGGCGGACGACGUCGACGACCGGCUGAGGGAGCGCCGGCGCAUCAGCAUCGAACACGGUGUUGAGCCGCCAGCUAACGCAGAGAUCCACACCCUGGAGGUGACAUCGCAAGCGAGCGCGGCCCUCCAUAGGCGCCGCGGACCCAAGCCGGCGCACGGCCCGAGCGAAGCGGGCGGCGCUGAGCAGAAGCAGUUUAUCCUCCAAUGGCAGCACCAGCUUCUUCUGCAGAGUUGUCUGGACACACUUGAUGAGGUGGUGGCUUCGUCUUCCGCAUCAUUAUCAUCAUCUUCCUUUGAUGUUAGCGGCGCCCCUACGGUUGACCCAGAAGCGCUCCCACGAGCCACGUAUCCCCACUCCAGCCCGCAUGUCCAUACUCAAAUCGACUACAUCCACUGUUUGGUCCCCGACCUGCUGCAGAUCACCAACUUGCCUUGUUACUGGGGAGUCAUGGACCGCUAUGAGGCCGAGGGGCUCCUGGAGGGCAAGCCCGAGGGCACGUUCUUGCUGCGUGACUCGGCCCAGGAAGACUACCUGUUCUCCGUCAGCUUCCGUCGCUACGGUCGCUCGCUGCACGCCCGUGUCGACCAAUGGAACCACAACUUCAGUUUCGACGUGCGCGACCCCAGCGUCUUCCACGCGCCCACCGUCACGGCCCUGGUUGAGCACUACAAGGACCCCAGUUCCUGCAUGUUCUUCGAACCGCUGCUGUCCUUCCCCAUGCACCGCACGCAGCCCUUCAGCCUGCAGAGGCUCUGCCGCGCCGUCGUCAGCAGCUGCACCACCUAUGAUGGCAUCAACGCGCUGCCCGUCCCCAACACUUUGAAGAAGCACCUCAAGGAGUAUCAUUACAAGCAGAGGGUGCACGUUCACAGGCUGGACACUUGGUGGGAAUGACCGUCAUCAUCAUCAACUAGUCACCAAGCUGUACUUAUUUAUUGUACUGUAUAUCCUGCUGUUUACAUCCUAACCACACUGAGGAGAACAUGUAAACCUACUGGUUGUUUCUGCUAGAAUAAAUCUACCUAACCUAUG
This is a messenger RNA of Syngnathoides biaculeatus (alligator pipefish), 1832 nucleotides long. It is a transcript of the gene socs9, whose product is annotated as suppressor of cytokine signaling 9. Gene Ontology annotation, molecular function: 1-phosphatidylinositol-3-kinase regulator activity. The transcript has 2 exons. Gene Ontology annotation, cellular component: phosphatidylinositol 3-kinase complex. Lineage: Eukaryota; Metazoa; Chordata; Actinopteri; Syngnathiformes; Syngnathidae. The record is from RefSeq and is a predicted model, not a curated record. The coding region runs from base 135 to 1694 and encodes 519 amino acids. Gene Ontology annotation, biological process: intracellular signal transduction; phosphatidylinositol phosphate biosynthetic process.